Messenger RNA from Populus trichocarpa (black cottonwood), 1924 nucleotides. RefSeq names its product fasciclin-like arabinogalactan protein 15. NCBI's taxonomy places the organism in Eukaryota, Viridiplantae, Streptophyta, Magnoliopsida, Malpighiales, Salicaceae. The record is from RefSeq and is a predicted model, not a curated record. Bases 230 to 1630 code for a protein of 466 amino acids. The transcript is spliced from 2 exons.
UACUUCACAAGUGAAGUCUUCUUCCGCAAAGGUCUCACCUUUCUCUUCUCUAAAGCAAAACCCAACCCUCUCGCCUCCGCCUCCACCUCCACCUCCACCUCCCUAAAAAGGUCACCCUAACCAUUUAACCAAAAGUACACUGCACACCACCCAUUUAACCAAAAGCCAAAGAGACCCAAAAAAUUUCUCAUCGAUCUCUUCUAAGUUCCAAUCUUUGUCUUUGAGCACCAUGGAUUCUCACAUCUAUGGUGUCUCUAAGAAAACCCUUCUUCUCUUUACUCUUCUCUGUCUUUCCGUUUCCUCCAUUUCUGCAUUACCCCAUCAGAAUAAAACUGGCAAUAGUACGGGUACUGGUCAAAUGAUAAACUCCAACUCGGUGCUUGUUGCGCUUCUUGACUCGCAUUACACCGAGUUAGCUGAGCUCGUUGAAAAGGCUCUCCUUCUACAAACCCUUGAAGAAGCUGUUGGCAAACACAACAUCACCAUCUUUGCGCCAAGAAAUGAAGCUUUAGAGCGUCAACUUGACCCCGAAUUCAAACGGUUUUUACUUGAACCCGGUAAUCUCAAAUCUCUCCAAACCCUUGUAUUGUUCCACAUUAUCCCCCAACGGGUCGGAUCCAAUGACUGGCCAGGUCACAAAUCAAACCCCAGCAGGCACACCACUCUCUGCAACGAUCAUCUGCACUUGAUCACCAAGAAUUCAGGCAAAAAGGUUGUCGGAUCCGCCGACGUGACCCGACCCGACGACGUGACCCGACCGGACGGUGUUAUUCAUGGCAUUGAGCGGCUCCUAGUCCCACAGUCAGUCCAGGAAGACUUCAACAGGAGAAGAAAUUUGAGAUCCAUAUCAGCUGUAUUGCCUGAAGGAGCCCCGGAAGUUGACCCAAGAACCCACAGAUUGAAAAAACCGGAACCACCAGUUCGGGCCGGUUCACCGCCGGUUUUGCCCAUUUAUGAUGCCAUGGCUCCUGGCCCAUCAUUGGCUCCCGCCCCAGCUCCUGGACCCGGUGGACCUCACCACCACUUCGACGGAGAAAGCCAAGUUAAAGACUUUAUACAGACACUACUACUCUACGGUGGCUACAAUGAAAUGGCUGAUAUUUUAGUGAACUUAACUUCAUUAGCCACUGAAAUGGGCAGGUUGGUAUCUGAAGGCUAUGUGCUUACAGUUUUGGCACCAAAUGAUGAAGCCAUGGCUAAGCUAACAACAGACCAGCUGAGUGAACCAGGGGCACCAGAGCAGAUUAUUUACUACCAUAUAAUACCUGAGUACCAAACUGAAGAGAGUAUGUAUAAUGCUGUUAGGAGGUUUGGGAAAAUAGGGUAUGAUACAUUGAGGUUGCCACAUAAAGUCGCGGCGCAAGAAGCUGAUGGGUCGGUUAAGUUCGGGUCAGGUGAUGGGUCGGCCUAUUUGUUUGACCCGGAUAUCUAUACAGAUGGGAGGAUUUCAGUUCAAGGGAUUGAUGGGGUUUUGUUUCCUGAAGUUGAGAAAGAGAGUACUUCUGUUAAGAAAUCCGUCAGCUCUGUUAAGGUUGCCACUACCAAGCCAAGAAGAGGGAAAUUAAUGGAAGUAGCCUGUAUAAUGCUUGGAACUCUUGGACAGGACUCGCGUUUCACUACAUGUCAGUGAAUAUACACAGUAAAAAUCGCAAAAAAAGAAGAGAGGGAAGAUGGCUGGAACCAAGAAAACAAUAGAGAAAUGGUAAUUAAUUGCAGGAGGAUGUCUGGAAUACAAACACAAUUGGAAGGGAAGGAUUUGCCUGUAGGACUUUCCUCUGAAUCCCAGCCAUCAGAGAGAGGUUGUUGUUGUUUUUGUCAUAAAUACUGUAAUUACACAUCAUUUUUUUAAUUAUUUUUUAAUGUAUGAACAGACUCGGAAAACUACUACUAUAUAUAUAUAAUGGGCUGUCUUCUUUAUGAUCCA